CGACGUCAUCAACCUCAGUCCGAAGCAGCAGGAGCUGCGACAAAUACGACGACGGCGGUGACUUGUUUGCCGGGGCACAGGCUCGUCAGGGCCCGACCGUUUUGGGGAGAGUAGGGGAAGGGACUGAGGGAGGUCCACACCAUCCAAAAUGGCAACAGUAGAUUCUGAUGGCCAGAAUCCUGCCUGCAAAAUAAUGACCUUCAGGCCAACCGUGGAAGAAUUCAGAGACUUUAACAAAUAUUUAGUGUUCAUGGAGUCUAAAGGUGCUCACCGCUCUGGAUUGGCAAAGGUCAUACCACCAAAGGGGUGGAAGCCCAAGACACAUUAUGACGACAUCGAUGAUCUGGUGAUCCCUGCUCCAAUUCAGCAGAUGGUCACUGGCCAAUCUGGUCUCUUCACUCAGUACAACAUUCAGAAAAAGCCAAUGACUGUAAAGGAGUUUAGACGUUUGGCCAACAGUGAUAAGUAUUGUACCCCGAGGUACAUGGACUAUGAAGAUCUGGAACGAAAAUACUGGAAAAAUUUAACGUUUGUGGCACCAAUAUAUGGAGCUGAUAUCAAUGGAAGCCUCUAUGAUGAACAUAUUAAUGAAUGGAACAUUUCCCGCCUCAAUACCAUCCUAGAUAUUGUAGGAGAGGAAUGCGGAAUCUCAAUUGAAGGUGUCAACACUCCUUACCUCUACUUUGGUAUGUGGAAGACAACAUUUGCAUGGCAUACAGAAGACAUGGAUCUCUACAGUAUCAACUACCUCCAUUUUGGGGAGCCUAAAUCUUGGUAUGCAAUACCUCCAGAGCAUGGAAAACGACUGGAACGACUAGCACAAGGUUUCUUUCCCAGCAGCUCGCAAGGAUGUGAAGCUUUCCUUCGACACAAAAUGACACUGAUAUCGCCAUCCAUAUUGAAAAAAUAUGGAAUUCCUUUUGACAAGGUUACACAAGAAGCUGGUGAAUUUAUGAUCACUUUCCCAUAUGGGUAUCACGCCGGUUUCAAUCACGGCUUCAACUGUGCCGAAUCAACAAAUUUUGCUACAGUCAGAUGGAUUGAUUACGGAAAAAUAGCCAAACUGUGUUCAUGCAGCAACGAUAUGGUGAAAAUAUCCAUGGAUAUCUUUGUGAAAAAGUUUCAGCCAGACAGAUACCAGAUAUGGAAACAAGGCAAGGACAUCUACAACAUUGAUCACACAAAACCCACCAUGGAAUCAGCAUCUGAAGUGAAGGCCUGGAUGUUGAAGAAGAGAAGAAAGAUGAAGAAUGGAACUAAAAGCCUUCGGCAUAGCAGAUCUCGUUCUAAGAAGCUUAGGACUCAGGAGGACAAGAAAGUAUCAUCUUUGGUAGUCGGAGGAGAAAUCAUAGCUACUGAAGCUGCUACAGAUGGUUUCAAGGUCAAUGAAAACCCCACAGAAAAAGCAAAGCUAGUAAACAAAGAAGAGCCUUCUGGGGAUGUGGAGAACAUUAGAGAAGUUCGUCUGGAUCACAGCUUAUUGAAUAAUAUCCCAGCCUCAGGUUCAGAGGAGGAAACGAUACAUGAACAAAAGGGUAACAAUGACCUCAAUUUGACUUCUUCUGGUUCAGAGGAAUUGUCUGGUUCUUUUGGUCCAUCUGCUGAAGUAAAUAUGGGCCAGGACGCAAAUUCACCGGAGGAGACGGAGCAGAAUGUACUGUGCCAAAAGUCACAGGCACUUGAUCCCCCUGAGGCUGAGAAAGAAGAAACCAGCAGUGUGUCCAGUGAGGAUGAAGCCAGUGACCUUGAGAUUGCAGAAGAAGGCCUGGAACCAGGGGAAGUUCCUAAUGACAUUGAUGAUGAGUUGGAGGGCUCUGGAACAACCACUACAUGUGUUACAAGUUGGAUAGAUAAGAAUUCAAAGAGACCACAGACAACAAAGAGCUGGCGACUUCCACUGGGUAAACCUCCAUCUAGAUCUCCAAUGACUGUCGUGAAGCAACAAGCCACAAGUGAUGAAGAAUUGUCUGAAAGUGCGUUAGUAGAUGACAGUGCAUGUGAAACAGAGCUAUGGGCCAAACCGCUUCGAUAUCUCUGGCAGACAAAGGUGCAAAAUUUUGCAGCUGAAAGAGAGUAUAAUGCAUCGGUUUCAAAACUAAAGCCAUACUGUGCUAUAUGCACUCUCUUUUUGCCUUAUCACAAGUCGGACACAUAUAAUGAUGACAUUCAGCUAUACUGGGAGUCUGUGUCGAAGGAAAUAAGUCCAUUGGAGCAUAGAACAAAACCUCUCAUCCCAGAGAUGUGCUUCCUGUACAGUGAAGACAAUGCAGAACACUCCCCCCCAAGUUCCUUUAUUGAGGAUGAUGGGCGAAGUCAGCUGAUUGCCUGUGCAAAGUGUUGCGUACAGGUCCACGCAAGUUGUUAUGGUGUUCCUUCCCAUGAAAUUCAUGAUGGAUGGAUGUGUUCACGAUGUAGAAUUGGAGUUUGGACAGCAGAAUGCUGCCUUUGCAAUUUGAGAGGAGGAGCUCUGAAGCAGACAACUGAUGAAAAGUGGGCGCAUGUGAAAUGUGCAAUUGCUGUUCCAGAGGUUAGAUUUAAAAACGUGACUGAGAGAUCUCAAAUAGACACCAGCAGAAUUCCACUGGAAAGGUUAAAAUUGAAAUGUGCGUUCUGCAGACAACGAGUGAAAAAUGUUUAUGGGGCAUGUAUCCAGUGCUCUUAUGGGCGCUGUCCAGCAUCUUUCCACGUGACCUGCGCUCAUGCUGCGGGGGUACUGAUGGAGCCCGACGACUGGCCCUUUGUAGUUUACAUCACAUGCUUUAGGCACCUGAUCAAUCAAAACGUGAGAAACAAAGCAAACAAAAAGCAAAUAUCCAUUGGACAAACAGUUAUUGCAAAGCACAGAAACACAAGAUAUUACAGUUGCAGGGUAAUCCAAAUAACCUCGCAGACCUUCUAUGAAAUUUUGUUUGAUGAUGGAUCCAUCAGCAAAGAUACCUUCCCUGAAGAUAUUGUUAGCAAAGACUGCCUUAAGCUGGGUCCACCGGCAGAAGGAGAGACUGUCCAGGUGAAAUGGCCUGAUGGUUUACUUUACGGGGCAAGAUAUCUCGGAAACAAUAUCGUAUAUAUGUACCGGGUGGAAUUUGAAGAUGGGUCCCAGAUUGUCACAAAAAGAGAAGAUAUUUACACACUGGAUGAAGAGCUCCCCAAAAAGAUUAAAUCACGCUAUUCCAGAGCAUCUGAUAUGAAAUUUGAAGAUGCCUUUUAUGGAGAAGAAGUGAUUCGUGGUGAAAAGAAACGACAGAGGGUCCUCAAUGUAAAGUUUAAGAAUGAAUAUGUUGAUGACCCUGGUUACCGUACGUUCCUCAAGAGUUCAUUCCAGAAAAAGUGUCAAAAGGGACUGUGAAAGGUAACAUCAUUACUGAAAAGGAACUUAAUUGGAACAAUAUGUUACGCAAAUUGCACUAGAGAAGAAAGGAAGACUGGCAUCUUAACAGGCUGGAAGCAAAGGACAAUGUACAUACAUACAUACAGGGGACUGGGGAAGAUUCCAGUGAAUACUCGUCAAACAGGAUUACAAGUCUGUGGCGUUUCUGUGAAUUGUCAGCACAACAUCUCAGUCACUGCAGCUUGGUAUGAGCUCCCCAGAACAGAUAUACCAUAAAUACAGCAAUCACAAACAUGUUUGGAAGUAAGUUUAGAAACUCAGGGGUCCGGUGUACUUCUCUUUCAGGCUUUCCAGGUUGAAGGCAAGUGUAAAAUCUAAAGAUCACCAUAUAACAGGAAACAAAUACCAGCAUUUAUUGCAAAGGAGUGCUUAUAGAAAUUUGUCAAAUAUUCAUCUUAGUCUUGGUUUCUUUGGAUAUGUUGUGAUCAGAAGUUUUAGUGUGUUUGUCAACAUCACAAAUCUCCAAAACAUUGUUACCCUCAUCUAUACACCUACCUAGAUCUUUCUGGGUCCUUUUGAUUAAUAAGGGCAAAUGACUACAAUAUUUUGAAUUUGUGUUUCUUCAUUCUGUGAUUGGCAUUUACCUUUUUUUGAGGGCCAGAUGUGUCUACAACAAAAUGCUUUGUGCACACCUGGAUUUUGAGCUUUGUGAGUUUCACGGGAUGAAUACAACAAGCCUGGCUCAUAGUUGGGAAUACAAUUAUUUACCUACAGUGCCCUGUGCCAAUACACACUCCAUUUACAGCAUAGUUAUUUUUGUGGAGCAAUAAGCAAUGUUUUCUGGAAAAAAGUAAUGUUUUGGUAUUUGUUUUUCCAUACUAUUUGACGUUCUGGUUUUACAGAGUAUUGUUUAGCAAAUAGUGCACAUGUACAUAUGGCUGUUAGAGGGGUGAGGACAAAAUGGUCAAGCAAAGUCACAUAAAUAAAGUACAAUUUGAAAUUGUG
This is a messenger RNA of Spea bombifrons (plains spadefoot toad), 4333 nucleotides long. It is a transcript of the gene KDM4C, whose product is annotated as lysine demethylase 4C. Gene Ontology annotation, cellular component: nucleus. Gene Ontology annotation, biological process: chromatin remodeling. The transcript is spliced from 22 exons. Gene Ontology annotation, molecular function: histone H3K9 demethylase activity; histone H3K36 demethylase activity. Lineage: Eukaryota; Metazoa; Chordata; Amphibia; Anura; Pelobatidae. Bases 149 to 3346 code for a protein of 1065 amino acids. The record is from RefSeq and is a predicted model, not a curated record.